UAUCCACCAACGCAUCGUCGGAGGAAAAGAUGCCCAUAAAGGACAAUUCCCAUACAUUGUUUCGUUGCUCACACGUAGGGGCACUAAAAGUUAUGUAUGUGGUGGCUCCAUCAUUGAUUUUGACUGCCGCUCAUUGCACACACAACGCCGAUUGGGUUCAAAUCUUCUAUGGUACAACGAAACAAUUUAUCGACUUGCAGAUUCACAGCAAAACGAACUGCUGGAACUUCGUUAGGGAACUAUCGGACACAAAUAUCUGCGUCGGUCCAAAUGUCCGCCCUGGCGACUCUGGGGGUCCAUUGGUCACACGUGAUGAUUCCAAACUCGUUGGUGUAGCUUCUUUUAUAGACUCGAACUUAAGUGGCUUCACUCGGGUUAGCGCUUACCUGGACUGGAUUCGUAGUCACACUCGCCUAGAAUAGCUACAGAGGUUGCCCUCAACCUUAUGCACCAAGUGCAUAAAAUGAUGUGAAAAAUUUGUAAUAAAAUGAAAUCGCAAAGUUUGUUGAUUAAGAGUAAUCUGGUCAUUAUUUGUUUCAAA
Molecule: messenger RNA, 541 nt
Organism: Drosophila nasuta
Lineage: Eukaryota; Metazoa; Arthropoda; Insecta; Diptera; Drosophilidae
Product: serine protease 1-like
Exons: 2
Coding region: 30-422 (130 amino acids)
Biological process (GO): proteolysis
Molecular function (GO): serine-type endopeptidase activity
Source: RefSeq, a predicted model, not a curated record